CCAGUCGGUCUCUCUAGGGCUAUCAUAUCAUUGCUUGAAUAUUCGGAAUACCCGUCUCCUGCGAUUCCCUUGCAUUGCCAUAUGCUGUCCCGUCGUGCACCCAUCUCUGAAUGCUGAUCAUGUUCUACUCCACGCUCGUCCUUACAGUGUUCUCGACGCUCGCGAUGCAAGUUCUCUCUUCUCCGGUCUUAUUCAUUGCCCACGAGGGCGUAAACCAAGUACCACUUUCCUCUUCAAGCACACGACGGAAAUAUGAGAAUGGGGAGCUACCUCCGGAGGAGAAUACGCCGGGAUGGGUCGAUCCGCGAUUGCUCGGGGGACGGCUGCUCGAUUGGGCAUAUGGCACCCUCGGUGAGCCGCUCAACGUGAUCAUCUCUGGCCUUUCCGACCCGUACAUCCUCACCGAGCCCGGGCUGCACGCCUACGCCAAGUCCAUCGGAUACUCAGAGGAGUGCCUCGGUCUGCACUACGGGGACAUUCACAAUGCGGACCUUGGCGACGGUCUAGGCCGCAAGCCGGAGCAGUUCCUCGCUCGCCAGGACUAUUUUCCAGUCAUGGGGACGUGUUGGGAGAGUGUGCGCGGCGGGCAUCAUUUUAGGGCGUGGCGGCAGAACGGCACACUCGCAGACAGCGGGGCAUGGUUUCUGGGUGCAUCGCUAGAGAAGGAUUCGUCGAAGAACCACCAGAUCGUGCCUAACGGCUACAACGUCGGCCGUGACUUCCUCGUCGAGCAAGCGACGGCAGGAAGUCGUUGGAAAGGCAUGUGGUGGAUGGCAGAUGUAGAAUGGAGGGCUGGACUUUUGCAGAAGGGAAGCCGAGGCGUGAACCAUGAUAUAGAGCAAGACGGAGUUGUCGCCAUCUUAACUGUCAACAGACUGUAGCUCUCCUCUCGCCCAAGCCCUUACGACUGACGACCUACCAUUUGACGACCUGGUGAUCCCACGACUAACCGAAAGUCGGGGCUGAAACCGUACAUGCAUACAUUGCGGAACUUCGUGCGCAAAUAUUUACUUCCUAUUCUUGUUUAUACUUUUUCUUGGGACUCUAGGCCUCUGAUCUUGGCUUACGCAAAUACAAUUGUAUGUAUUCCAUAUCGCAAACCCCACCUGCAUGUACGCAUAGUCCCGUGUAAUGUCUAGCACAUCUAUACUUGUU
Molecule: messenger RNA, 1155 nt
Organism: Postia placenta MAD-698-R-SB12
Lineage: Eukaryota; Fungi; Basidiomycota; Agaricomycetes; Polyporales; Adustoporiaceae
Exons: 5
Coding region: 120-881 (253 amino acids)
Source: RefSeq, a predicted model, not a curated record